CUUGAAAUAACGAUAUUCGAUACCUUGCUUGAUUAGCCAUAUCUUUCUACAUACUUAGCAAAGUGAAAGGCCAAAGUUAUCGUUUUUAUACUCGAAGAAUUCCAUAACCAGUGGUUUAUUUUUAUACACUGCUCGGCCAAACUCAUUUAGAACAUAAUGUCGGACAUUCUCAAUACACAAGAUCCGAACCCAUCGUCAAGUGAACCAUUUACUCUGAGGGACUUCGAAUCAAGAAUGCAAAUCGAUGACCUUCCCCAAAAAACGAUACGGAGAAGAAUGACGUCGCCUUCAAGGCACAUGCACCGUCACAGAACCACUAGUUCGCUCUCUGAACUGGAGGGGAAAGAUUUGAAAAGCUUAUUACAUGGUCGCAGCCUGAGCCCAAGCCCUCUCAACGUCGGCGAAGAAAAACCAGGCUCACGAAAAAGUAAUCUAUUUGUACGGCCUUAUUCGCCUUACCGAGAUUUACCUCGAUCAUGCGAUUUAUACGGUGGCAACGAAUUCGAUUUUGUUGACCUCCAAGGUGGUUCUUUCUCGGUCCCGAAAGAUCUGACGGCGCGAAACCCUUUUGCAUUGACCGAUAGCUUGUUGGAUAGUGACAAGUUUGUUGAUAACUCAGUAUCGAUAUCCUGGCGAGAUCUAGUCCAGAAUAGACAUCGCCCUGACUCGACCAAAACGAAGCGAACUCGAAGAGAGCGGCGUUCUACACCCUCCAGUAUGGACAUCGAUUCAAAUGAGGACUCUUCAGGGCAAGACGACAAAGAGUCAUCUAUACGGAGGAACCAUCCCACAACGAGGCGCAUUUUCAGCAGAAGAACAGCACGGCCGGAUACCACCGCCAACAUCUUCACAUCUGAUGCCAAAAAGGAAGACGACGCUGAUUAUUCCAUGCUGUACUACUGAAGGCAAUUUUACUGCAACAAAGAAACACACUUGCCACUGUGUUUAAUACGGAAACUAAUGCUCUUUGUGUUGACCAAUUAAGGAGCUUUUUGCAAAUGGUAUGCCUACCAUCCUCAAUAGAUAGUGCAUAUAUCACAGCACAUUACACAACUUUAUCCCAGAUCGAUUUAAGCAAGCGGUUGUUGAGUCACUAACCAUCCGCGAUGUUGCAUAGUACUAUUAUUUGUGGUCUUGCUUUUGUAAAAUAAACACAUAAACUGUAUAUCAUAAUA
This is a messenger RNA of Umbelopsis ramanniana AG, 1175 nucleotides long. RefSeq lists its product as uncharacterized. The record is from RefSeq and is a predicted model, not a curated record. Lineage: Eukaryota; Fungi; Mucoromycota; Umbelopsidomycetes; Umbelopsidales; Umbelopsidaceae. The coding region runs from base 157 to 903 and encodes 248 amino acids. The transcript has a single exon.